CAGUUCAUUCGUUUUGAAACGACAUUCACGUCAGUUUUCGUUUACUUUACAAUUUUGAAAUAAAAUCAUGGAAUUGAAAGGCCUUAUACUAGUUCUUGUAAUUCUAUGUGUUACUACUGACGCUAUUGAUCAUUAUACUGUUGUCAAUAUUCAUAACGGAUACAGCGAGAAGAAAGCCAAUAAAACGGAUCAUAUUACUACGAUAAUUCAUCCUUUUGACUUAAUUCAUAACUUAACGUCAAAGUUAGAUGCAUAUGAAACACGAUUUGAAAACUUGGAGGAUAAGAUAGAAAAUGUAACUGUAAAGUUGGACAUCUGUGAAGGUAAACUGGAUCAGAUCUUGAGGUCAAUAGACGGAAACGCGAGACCUCGGGACUGCAAUGAAGUCCAAAACCUCGGAUAGACGAGAACUGGCGUUUAUACUAUUUACCCCAAACCUGGUGUUAAAGGCUUUAAAGUUAGGUGUGACAACGACCGGUGGAUGGACCGUCAUACAACGCAGAGUGUCGGCGAGUGAUUUCUACAAAACUUGGGAUGAAUACAAAUCUGGCUUCGGUGAUGUGAGCGAAAACUACUGGCUCGGAAACCAAGCAAUACACAUGAUUUCUUCUCAAGGUAAAUACAAGUUACGUGUAGACUUGACCAUUAUGGAAAACGAGACGGCAUAUGCAGAAUACGAGUCGUUUUUGCUCGGAGAUGCACAGUCCAAUUACAGGGUAUCAUUUGGCAGCUACACUGGGAAUGCUGGAGACAGUUUAAGAAGGCACAACAACAAAAUGUUUACAACAAAAGAUAGGAAAAAUGACCAAGACGGAAGUCGAAACUGUGCGCAGAUCUACAUCGGCGCUUGGUGGUAUACACAAUGUCAUGACGCUAAUCUGAACGGGGAUUACGGCAAUAAAGCAUUCGGAAAAGGGCCUGUUUGGGAACAUUGGAAAGGUGACUAUGCUCCUCUUAAGGCAACAGAAAUGAAAAUAAGACCGAUGUAACGGAAUGAUAUGGACGACUUAAGUGAACGAUUUUAGUCAAAUGCAACAUUUUUAAAGAAACGAAACAAUUUGACCUUUGUCAGUUUUUUUUUUUUCAAAUGUCACGUUAUUAAUAAUAAUGUAAAGGAUCAAUAUAUUAAAUGGUAUUUUGUUUCAGUUUGAAAUGAUGUAUUUGACAGGAUCCAUUGUUUUAUUUUUGUUAGUGUUUCAGCUUCUCAAACUAGCUCUGUAUUCUAAAAGAUAUGUGUAGGUUAAAAAUGGUUCGUUUCAGUCAAAAUAAUUUGACAGUAAACGCGUUGCUAUUAUUUUCUUUAACGGUAGUGUCUAAAAGAAAUCUUUGUUUUGAAAUUGAAUUUGUUUUUGAAUUCCUAUAUAACUGUACUUAUUUCGACUCGUAUUUCCUGUAAAUUAAGUCACAACCGAGUUUUAAUUUUAUCAAAUAUUGCAAGAUUUUAUCAAGUAUCGCUUAAUCUUAUAACUUACAUCUAGGAUGAAUGUGUUAUUUCAUCAGAUAAUUUGAACUGCAACAAAGAAAUGCGAAAAAGCUUUGAAUAUAUAUACUAAACAUUUUUUCCUAAGAUGUUAUUUAACUUUUAUUAAAGUAAAUAGUUCAUUGAUUUUUAUUUAAUCAAAGUAAAAAGUAAUAUAUUAAAAUUAGAAAAUUUUGUUGUGAUAUAAAACCAUUUCAAACAUACUCAUUUAUUAUAAUCAAAGGAUACAUUACACUAUACCUAUUCAUAUAAUUUCCAAAUUGCCGUCUUGUAUUUCCUUUUCGACGAGACGUAUAACUUCGGCAUACCUUACGGAAAUUAACUAUUAUUUGAAACUAUUUGAAACCAGUAAUUUUUGUUCAAAUUAAAGAGCAAUGCACUUUUUAAAAUAAGUUAGUUGCGUUACAAAAAAGCUGGUGAGCUGAGCUGAUUUCAUUUUGAAACAUUUCAUUUAUAUUAUUUUCUCCUAGACGCACAAAUAUUGUCACGUUGUAAAUGUGCUUGAUCAUCAACCUAUUAUAAAAAUACUGUAAUGUGUAUUUUCUCUCUUUGUAUUGAUUAUUUACGGACCGGUGCUUCCCUGUGGUAUACCGGAGAUAUAUUCCAGAUUGUUUAGGAUUUACCCAAACUUUCGGAACAGUUUACAUGAUUUGAUGCAUCUGUCAUCUAACUCUUAUUCGUUCUAUCCUCUAUUCACAUUAGAUUAUGUUUGUUCUCAUGACCAAAAUAACACGUCCUUAGUUAAGCGAAUGAGUGAAUAUUAUAUUAUUGUAUGGAAUUUGAAUAUCAUAUUUGUUUCCGAUAGAUUAAUGUAAUUGUACAUAUUAUCGCAAGAUUAUUCAUGGAUAACAUUCUUAUGUUGUAUAUAUUCUGUUACUGUGUCUAAAUAUGAUGUAUUUAUUAUAUACUAUCUAAUGAAACAUUGAGAAAUAUUGAUGAAACAUAAUGCAUAAUUUCAUUGUUGUUUACCGUCUACGUUUCCACUGUUUUCUCCGAACAAUCUUGGGAGGUUUUGCUAGUGAUUUUGCUAUCACUUAAAGAGAAAAAUGUAUAUAUGAAUAGUGAAGUAAACUAUU
Molecule: messenger RNA, 2556 nt
Organism: Mercenaria mercenaria
Lineage: Eukaryota; Metazoa; Mollusca; Bivalvia; Venerida; Veneridae
Product: ficolin-1-like
Exons: 1
Coding region: 381-989 (202 amino acids)
Source: RefSeq, a predicted model, not a curated record